CUUUCUUAUUCAAAUGUUUUUACAUAGAUUAAAAAAAAGAUUAAUAGAAGUAGGUGAAUAGAAAUUUUUAGAGAAAUUAGAAGCAGAAUAUAAAGAGAAAUAAUAAAGUAAAAGAAAAUUAAAGGAUAAAAAAAUAAAAACUCUUGAUCAAUAAUUCACAAGAGUUGCUUUCAAAUUAGCUUAUGUGGGAAUAAAUUAUCAUGGUUUGGAAUCAUAAAUAAAUUAAUAAGAUACUAUUGAAAGUCAUCUAUUUAAGGCAUUAUAAAGAGUUAGGAUGAUUGAUAAUCGAGAUGAUUGCAAUUACACAAGAGCAGGUAGGACUGAUAAAGGUGUUAGUGCAAUAGGAAAUGUAAUUGCUUUAAAUGUUAGAAAAAUAGGAAAAUCUGAUAAGCUUUAUGGAUAAAUUUUGAAUAGAGUCUUACCAGAAGAUAUUCAGAUUUUAGAUGAAUGUAUUGUAGAUGAAAAAUUUAAUGCUCGUUAUGAUUGUACAAAAAGAAUAUAUAAAUAUUACUUUUACAAAAUGGAUUAUAACAUUGAAUAAAUGUCAGAGGCUAUGUAAUUAUUUUUAGGAGAACAUGACUUUAGAAAUUUUUGUAAAUUAGAUGUUAUAGCAAAUUAAAAUUUUGUAAGAACAAUCAUGAAUAUUACAAUGGAAGAAGUAUUUCCAGAUAAUGCUCCUAGAAAUAGCUCAUUAUUUAAAGAUGAUGAUAGAUUACGUUUAUAUUGUGUAACUAUAGAAGGUAAUGCAUUUUUAUGGCAUUAAAUCAGAUACAUGAUGGCUGUGCUCUUUUUAAUAGGUAAAGGAAUUGAAAAGUCUAGUGUGAUAACUGAAUUAUUUACUAAAUUUGAUGGUAAACCAAAUUAUUAAAUGGCCCCUGAUUAUCCUUUAGUGUUAUAUAAUUGUGAAUUCAAAUAAGAAUUAUGGAAACCCAAUUUAGAUACUCAUACAGAAUUUACAUAAGGGAUAUAUGAAAAUUUAAGAGAGACUCUUUCAAAGAAAUAUAUUGAAUAUUUGCAUUAUUAUUCAAUGGGUGCUUAUUUACUUAAGGUUCCUGUACCAUAAUCUAAAAUUUAACCAGAUGAAAAAAAAUCACUCAUAUUUUAGAAAUCAGGAGUUACUGUUGAAGGAGCUGUAUAAAAUUUAAAAGGGAAAAGAAAAGAAAAAUAUGAUAUCAAAAUGCAAAAAGUAAAGGAAUAUUAAGAAAGAUGUUUAUAAAAAAAUAAAUCAGAAGUAAUUGAAAAUUAAUGA
Molecule: messenger RNA, 1249 nt
Organism: Paramecium primaurelia
Lineage: Eukaryota; Ciliophora; Oligohymenophorea; Peniculida; Parameciidae
Source: the annotation of a GenBank genome assembly